Messenger RNA from Cornus florida, 396 nucleotides. RefSeq lists its product as uncharacterized. The record is from RefSeq and is a predicted model, not a curated record. The coding region runs from base 1 to 396 and encodes 131 amino acids. Lineage: Eukaryota; Viridiplantae; Streptophyta; Magnoliopsida; Cornales; Cornaceae. The transcript has a single exon.
AUGUUUGGAGAAGCUGGAGCAUUGACAGCCAAAGAUCUCACCAAACACGACACUAAGGAUGAUGCUGUGGUUGAUUUUAGAAAGGGAUGCUUCCACAAGCCAUCACAUGACACAACCAAUGCAAUCUUCAAACCAGGAAGAGAAUAUGCAUAUUGUGUGUUGCUACUGAUGGCCACACUGGUUGCAACCAUAACCUACCAAGCAGCAUUUAGUCCUCUUGGAAGAGGUACUCUCAAAGAAGGCUAUGCAUAUGAUUAUGACACAAAUGGCUUUCUCCAACUGAGAAAACCAGAUUCGAUUAUAACCCGAUCAUUCCUAUUGCUCAACUCCACCGGGUUUGUUGCAUCGGUGGCCAUGAUUAUAUUCCUCCUGCAUGAAUUCCCACUGAAACCAUGA